GCCUCUUCUGCGCAAGCCGUUUGUGUUUGGCGGUAUUCCUUGUUGCCGGUUACUGAGAAGUGGCAGCUACCCAAACGCGGAUCCUCACUGCUGCGGUGUUGUGGCCAGGCGGGUUUGGCCUGUCUCCGGCGCUAGUGUUGGGCUCGGGAGGCAGUGGAAAGGGAGGGCGGGGUGAAGUCUCUGUGGAGCCCGCGGGCUUCGCAAUGAAGAGGAUUUGGGGGUUCGGGAGGGAGAAGGGCAUGUCGCCCAUGGGCUCCGCUUCUGGCUUGCAGAGGCAGGCCAGGGGCGUUGGGCAGAAGAACAAUACAACUGACAACUUGCUGCUGGGUUACCAUGUCCGAGACAGAGACCUCAGAAAGAUCCACAAGGCUGCCUGCAUGGGCAACGCAGCGCAAGUGCAGCAGAUUCUGUUCUUGGGGGAAAAUGGCGUGGAUGAUAGAGACAAGAUGAACAGGACUGCUCUCCAUUUGGCCUGUGCCAAUGGCCAUCCAGAAGUGGUGACCCUCCUAGUAGAGAGGAAAUGUCAUCUUAACCUCUGUGAUCAUGAAAACAGGACAGCUCUCAUGAAGGCCGUACAGUGCCAGGAAGAGAAAUGUGUAAACAUACUAUUGGAAAAUGGUGCUGAUCCAAAUAUUAGGGAUGUGAGUGGCAACACUGCUCUCCACUAUGCGGCCUUUGGUGAUAAUAUAUCCAUAAUAGAGAAGCUGCUGCUAUACAAUGCGAAUACUGAAGCAAGAAAUAAGGAUAACAUCACACCACUUCUAGUUGCUGUAAAUGAAAACAAACAGCAAAUAGUGGAAGUUCUGGUAGAAAAGGCAGCAAAUAUACAUGCAGAGGAUAAAUUUAAAAGCAGUUACGAAAUAAUUUGCCGACAUAAAGAAGAAAUCAUGCUUAAAAAUUCUUUGCAAAACAGCCAUCCUGGAGCAGAUAAGAAUGCUGAGGAAGACUCUAUAGCCAGAGCAUUCCCUGCCUGUCAUACUUGGUUAUGGAAACUCAGACUGGGUCUUUCCUGGAGAUUUCACAGGCUUUCGGACAAACCUGGUCCUGAUGAUUCAUGGCCUACAUCAUCUAGCCAAGUCUUACAUUUUGGUACCAAGAAUGUCCCGAAAUCACGCAUAGCAAAGCUCCUGCAUUCUUCUUGGCAAUUCAUUAAAAACAUGAGACCAAAACGUGGCACUAUGAAACCAGAAGAUGGAACCUUAUCUGAGGACAAAAAUCCUGAUUCUGAAAAUAAAGAUAUGGCUGAAACUCUUUCCAAACCACCAGUCAGAGUUUAUGGCGAUCCUCUUCCUGUUUUACCAUCAUCUAAAUCUCUUCUGAAACCUUCUCUCAAGACGUUAGCUUUCCUUGGUCUUGCAAAGAGUGUGUCUGAGAAGCCCAACAAAUUUCUUCCUCAUGUCUCUGGAGCUGUGGAUCAGAAAGGGCAAAGAAUAUUAAAUGGACAAGUAGAAGGAGCAGAUAAGAAUGCUGAGGAAGAUUCUAUAUCCAGGCUUUCGGACAAACCUGGUCCUGAUGAUUCAUGGUCUACAUCAUCUAGCCAAGUCUUAGAUUUUGGUACCAAGAGUGUGUCUGAGAAGCCCAACAAAUUUCUUCCUCAUGUCUCUGGAGCUGUGGAUCAGAAAGGGCAAAGAAUAUUAAAUGGACAAGUAGAAGGAGCAGAUAAGAAUGCUGAGGAAGAUUCUAUAUCCAGGCUUUCGGACAAACCUGGUCCUGAUGAUUCAUGGUCUACAUCAUCUAGCCAAGUCUUAGAUUUUGGUACCAAGGGUGUGUCUGAGAAGCCCAACAAAUUUCUUCCUCAUGUCUCUGGAGCUGUGGAUCAGAAAGGGCAAAGAAUAUUAAAUGGACAAGUAGAAGGAGCAGAUAAGAAUGCUGAGGAAGAUUCUAUAUCCAGGCUUUCGGACAAACCUGGUCCUGAUGAUUCAUGGUCUACAUCAUCUAGCCAAGUCUUAGAUUUUGGUACCAAGGGUGUGUCUGAGAAGCCCAACAAAUUUCUUCCUCAUGUCUCUGGAGCUGUGGAUCAGAAAGGGCAAAGAAUAUUAAAUGGACAAGUAGAAGGAGCAGAUAAGAAUGCUGAGGAAGAUUCUAUAUCCAGGCUUUCGGACAAACCUGGUCCUGAUGAUUCAUGGUCUACAUCAUCUAGCCAAGUCUUAGAUUUUGGUACCAAGAGUGUGUCUGAGAAGCCCAACAAAUUUCUUCCUCAUGUCUCUGGAGCUGUGGAUCAGAAAGGGCAAAGAAUAUUAAAUGGACAAGUAGAAGGAGCAGAUAAGAAUGCUGAGGAAGAUUCUAUAUCCAGGCUUUCGGACAAACCUGGUCCUGAUGAUUCAUGGUCUACAUCAUCUAGCCAAGUCUUAGAUUUUGGUACCAAGGAAGGAACUUCAAAGUCAGCAAUGGAAGCAAAGGAAGAUGGUGUUGGUAUUAUUGAAAAUGUGACACCAGAGCAAGCAGUUAAUGACAGUUUGACUUCUGCUGGUGGAGUGCAUAAAAAUUACAGAAGUGAUAUCAUGUCAGCAUUAAAAUUAGGAGAAGAGGAAGAUGUAGAAUCACCUUCUCUUCCUGAGUAUCAAGUUCCAUUAAAGGUUGAAGAAAAAAAGAAGCACAGAGGAAGUGACAUGGAAGUAUCAGAAAACAUACAUGAUGCUGCAGCUGCUGGAUUAAUUCCACAAAGACAGGAUGGAAAAACUGAUAACCAUCAAUUGCCUAUUACAGAAAAUAAAGAUUCUGAUAGGAGGGAACCUGGUUUACAUAUGAAGAAGUUAAAGAAAGGUGAAAAUGAAAAAGGGACAUCAAAAGUAUCUGUGAUCACACCAGUGUUGCAGAAGGCAGAUGCCCUAACUGGUGGUCCACUACAAAAGAAUGAUGGCAGUCAUUUCAGUGAAAAGGAUCAGCAUGAAAGCAGACCUGCAAAGAAAAUUUCUAAGAAAAAGAACAAGGUCAAAAAGCAAAUUACCUCUAUGGAUGACCUUGUCGACUUCAUUCAGUCAUCUGAAACAGCUUCAGAGCAUUGUGAGUUGCCUUACUCUAAGAAUUUCAUGUUGCUGAUUGAACAACUUGGCAUGGAUUGUAAAGAUUAUGCUGGCUUCUUGAAAAUCCAAGAUAUACGUGUUUCCUAUGAGAAAUUAAGGAAACUUAACAAAAAUCACUGUAAACUUCUUAUGGGAAAAAUGACAAAAAUGGACAAAAUGGUUAGUGCACUACAAAACGAGCUACAGGAAGCCAAAGACAUGAUAUCACGGUUAGAACACCAAAAAGUGGAAUGGGAACGUGAAUUCUGCAGUUUGAGAUGUACCUUAAAACAAGAAGAAGAAGAAGAAAGAAGAAAUGCUGAUAUGUUAUAUGAAAAUAUUAGGGAAAAGUUAAGAAGAAAAGAAGACGAAUAUAAGAAAGAAGUUGAAACAAAACAACAAGUUGAACUUGCUCUUAGAAUGCUAAACACGGAAUUGAAGGCCACAAAAAAUCAGGUUGUAGAAGAGCACAGUGACACUCAGUGGCAACUUUCUCCAGAACAGAAGGCCAGAGUCUUACAAGAUGGAAGUCUAAACAAUCUCUUUUGCAAGCAAAAGGAGCUAGAAAUGGCUCAUAAGAAAACUAAUUCUAAGGUAGUUGCGAGACAACUUCAACAAGAACUGGCUGAUACUCUGAAGAAAAAGUCUAUGUCAGAGGCUUCCUCAGAGGUCACAUCAUAUCUUCGUCUGGAAGAGGAAACACGGGAUCUCAAGAAGAGAUUAGCUCAAAUCAGAAGUCAGACAUAUUGUCAAAGCACGGAAAUAUUCAGAUCAUGUGUAGUAUGGACGCCCAAAAGCGAGAAUUAAGAACAUUCUCUGUGUCCUGCCAUUGGGUUUUUUUUAAAGCUAUUUUGAGGUACAAAACACAUACCAUAAAAGUCACCCAUUUGCCACGCACAGUUCACUGUCUCUGUGUACACUCGUGCAACCAUCACUGCCAUCAAGUAGAAUGUUUUCGUCACCCUGAAAGGAAACCCUUACCCGUUGCCCCCAGCCUCAGGCAACCACCAGUCUACUACUUGGUUUCUCAAUGGAGUUGCCUCUUGUGAAUAUUUCAUAUAAAUGGAGUCACACAACAUGUGGUACUUUGGGACUAGCUAGCUUCACUUAAUGUUUUCUGGGUUCAUCUGUGUUGGUUACAGCUUAUAUCAGUGCUUCAUUUGUUUUUAUUGUCAACAGUACUCCAUUGUGGGUUAAGGCCCUUGUUCAUCCAUCAGUUGAUGGACCUUUGGGUUGUGUCCAUUUCUUGCCUAUUAAUACUGCUGCUUAUGAACAUUUAUGUAGUUCUUGUGUGGACACCCGUUUUUAAUGUCUCUACCAUCAGAUUUUAUCCUCUGAGUUAAUUGGGUUGAUUUCACCAUCUCUCAGCUGUUAUGCAUGCUGUCCUUACUGUCUUUUUAGUUUCUGUUCCUCUUGAGUAAACCUAUGUUAUUCAGACUUGGCUCACAGUCUCCUUUCCAAUGAACUUUCUCUGACUGUUCUAACUCCCAUUAGCUUUAACUCUCUUGACACUUGUCAUCUAGCCUGUGCAGAACAAUUUAGUCCUUUAUUUGACAUUGUUUUUAUUUUUUUCAUGACAGGUAAUUUCGUCUUCCUAAGUAUAAAUUUAAGGGAUAGUAAUAUUUGAUACGUGUGGUACUUAUCCUUGUAUAAAUUGAAAAUAUUUUAACUUAACAGUUUUUCUGAUAAAAUUAAGUACUCUAUACCGUAUCAAUAAAUUCUUCUUGGAAACAUUGGUAUAGCAAAGAUUUUAUUCUAAAUGUAUGCUAAGAAAUGGAAUACUAAAUUGAGGGGUGCCUGGCUGGCUCCAGUCCGAUCAGAGUCUGCCUUUGGCUCAGGUCAUGAUCUCCAUGUUCUUGAGAUGGAGCCCUGCAUCGGGAUUUCUGCUGUCAGCAGAGCCUAAUUGGAUCUGUUGUGUCCCUCACAUUCUGCGCCACUCAGUCUCGUGCUCUGUAUCAAAAAAUAAACGUUAAAAAAUGUGUGUAUAUCUCUCUACACACACACAUACACACACACACACACACACACGAUUAUAUAAGUAAAUCUAUUAAUGAAAGCACUUAAUCAAAUAGAGGAGAAAUGUUCAAUCAAAUGUUUAGGUUUUUUUUUUCCCUCUCACUAUGAAAAA
Felis catus (domestic cat) is the source of this 5130-nucleotide messenger RNA. Its product is annotated as ankyrin repeat domain-containing protein 26-like. The transcript has 36 exons. The record is from RefSeq and is a predicted model, not a curated record. NCBI's taxonomy places the organism in Eukaryota, Metazoa, Chordata, Mammalia, Carnivora, Felidae. Bases 204 to 3809 code for a protein of 1201 amino acids. Gene Ontology annotation, molecular function: protein binding.